Messenger RNA from Prorocentrum cordatum, 2361 nucleotides. The record is from the annotation of a GenBank genome assembly. NCBI's taxonomy places the organism in Eukaryota, Dinophyceae, Prorocentrales, Prorocentraceae.
AUGUUCGCUGCGAGUGACCGCGCACGUCAGCGGCCCUGGCGUCCAGCGGUGCCGCCCCCCGGCCUGCUCCUGGUGACCUGCACCCUGCUGAGGGCCAGCGCAAUCGGCCUCCGCAGCGAAGCCUCGGUGGGAUCCGGCAGCCAGGGCCUCUGGCAGUGGCUGUUCGGCGGCUGGGGCAAGCAGAAGCAUCGUUCCCAGAGCUUCGACACCCAGGAGUACGCAGCCAUGAGCUGGAAGGAGGCGACCGAGAAGGCGAGGUCGAUCGCGCUCCAGAUGACCCCUGAGGAGCAAUUUCUGGUGGUCGGGGGCUCGCACAACAUGGAGCGAGGCUACUAUGUCGGCAACACCGCAGCCUUUGAGAAGUAUGGCAUUCCAGCUUUGCGGAUGCAGGACUCGAGCAAUGGCUUCCGUACCACCGAAGACGAGGAGUUCAACACGACCACACAUUUUCCUUGUCCACUAGCUCUCGGCGCAACCUGGGACGAGGAUCUCAUCGAGCGCACGGCGGCAGCCAUAGGUGAGGAGUUCAAGCAAAAGGGUGCCAACGUGGUGCUGGGGCCCUCGUUGAAUGUGCACAGAAUCGCCGCGGGCGGCAGGAAUUACGAGUACAUCUCUGGGGAGGACCCAUACUUAGGGUCGCGCUAUGCCGCACCAUUCAUUCAUGGAGUGCAGAAACAGGGAUUGGUCGCUGUCGCUAAGCACUUCGCGUUCAACGAGCAGGAGACGAACCGGAACGAGGAGAGCUCGGAGAUCGACGCUGGGACCGCGUGGAAUCUUUAUUACCCACCGUUCGAGGCUGCAGUCAAGGCUGGCGUGGGUGCCAUGAUGUGCUCCUACAACAAGGUAAACGGCGAGCAUGCCUGUGGCAACGGACAGCUCUUGAGAGGAGACCUGAGGGAAACGAUGAAGUUCCACGGUUGGGUGAUGUCUGAUUGGAUGGCCACACACUCGUCCAUGGACAUUACCAAUGGUCUGUCCCAGGAGAUGAACGUGGGCCCUCCUGCGCAUUUCACCCUGGCGAAGUUCAGUGAGUUCGGUCCUGUAAAGCUUAUUGAGGCAACCACCGAUGUCCUCUCUUCGAUGUUCCGCCUUGGCCUUGAUCGUGAGUCCAACCCUCCGUGUGGGGGGCACCAGCCGUGCACCGACGUGAGGUAUUCCAACGCUCGCAGCGCGAAGCACACAGCGCUGGCCCGUGAGGCGGCUACUGCAUCGAUGGUGCUGCUGAAGAACAGCAACGGCACCGGGCCAGUCCUGCCCCUGCGCGCCGGGCCGAAGAAGCGACUGGCCAUCGUGGGUCUCCCAGCGACUGCCAAACGAGGCGAGGCCUCGUCCAGUUGCCCUGUGCUGCGGCUGGAGGAGGGCAAGAAGAGCAAGGACGAGUAUUGGGCGUGCAAGAAGAACAUGAGGGCGGACUACUACGGUGGGGGCGGUUCUGGCUCAGUCGUGGGCCCAGACCCCGUGACCCCGUUGGAGGCCAUCAAGGAGCGCGCCGAGAAGUUGGGCAUCGAGGUCGUUAACUACACGACGAAGGAGUCACUGAACGCCGUGAGCGAGUCCGAGGUCGCCCGCGAGGUGGACAUCGUGUUAGUUUUUGCGGCCACCACCUCAGUCGAGUCCAUCGACCGCCCUUCCCUGAAGCUUGACGACCACGCAGACGACCUAAUUUCGAGAUUUGCCAAGGUGGCGCCCACGGUGGUGUGCAUGCAGACGCCCGGCGCUGUGUUGACCCCGUGGCGGGAUGAGGUGUUCGGCAUCGCGAACCUGUUCUUGGCUGGCGAGGAGACGGCCCACGCUUGGGUUGCCAAUCUCUUCGGCGAUCACACGCCGGAGGCGAAGCUGCCGAUCGCGAUGCCCCAUUCCAGGGAAGACCAGAUCCACUACGGCAAGAGCAAGACGGUGCCCUACCAGGAGGGGAUCUGGAACUCAUACCGGAAUGGUUAUUUCAGGUGGGCGUUCCCGUUCGGCCACGGGCUCUCCUACACGACGUUCGCUUACGACGAGCCAGAGGCUUUCCUGGGUGGCACCGGCUCGGACGACUGCGACAAGGUGGUUUGCGUGCGGAUGCAGGUGACGAACUCUGGCGCCUUUGCAGGCAGAGAGGUGGUCCAGGCCUAUCUCCAGUUCGAGCAAGACACCGGCUUCCCGAUGGUCCUCAGGGGCUUCCAGAAGACCGAAGUGCUGCAGCCUGGGAGGAGCACCGAGGUGAGCCUGGACUUCGGGCUGCGAGACCUGUCUGUUUGGAUGCGAGAAUACGGUUGGGUGGCGCAGCCGCAGUUCAUCAUCAUGCUCGGCUCGUCGAGCAUGGACAUCCGCCGCAUGCUGAAUGUGACCAUCCCCAACUCCGUCCCAAACAAAUACUGA